Messenger RNA from Sinocyclocheilus grahami, 2242 nucleotides. RefSeq lists its product as uncharacterized. The record is from RefSeq and is a predicted model, not a curated record. Lineage: Eukaryota; Metazoa; Chordata; Actinopteri; Cypriniformes; Cyprinidae. The coding region runs from base 144 to 2189 and encodes 681 amino acids. The transcript is spliced from 4 exons.
CAUUCAAAAACAGUUACUCACCCAAGCUGCCAAAUCAAUGAUUUUUCUUGAAAUUGACCAGGGCACUCUAGAGUUGAAAAAAACAAAACAAUAACGAACUUCCACCUAUAACUGCUCAGGUGUCAGCUCAAAAAACUUGGCACAUGGAAACUCCCCAUGGAGAUUCAACUUUUCAGACAUUCAUGGCACUCAAAACAGCCACACAACCUCAGCUUCCAGCGCCAUGGCUUAUGUUUGACCCGCUCCAAAUGAUACCCAACAAAUCUCGCAAUAUUGUCAAGAGGACCCUCAAAGACAAGCAUAUUUCUAAAUCAAAACUUGCCCAUAUGUUUGUGCAAAUUGUUGAGUGGAUAAGAACAGUGUCCAUGGAUGUGGUCCUUCCGGCUCUAGUUCUCUGUCUGCGAGAAGAGGAGAGCAUGAUUUUGGAAGCUAAAACGAGAGCUGAAGAGUGGGAGAAACUGAACAUUAAUGUGCCCUAUAGUAACUGCGCUCACUGUGUCGGCCCUAUCGCUUCCACUGACAGGACGAGCUAUGGUGCUCACAUCUCAGGUGUUGAGAGUGAAGAGGCGGGCAUCAUUGGCAUGACUGUUUUUGCACAAGUGAUGGAUUUCUUACACUGCAAAUAUCUAUUAAACAUGUCUGAAAGGCGCUUUCUGGAAACUCUUGAGCCAUCAGACAGCUUAAAAUCUUUAGACUGCUGCCUCAAGCAAGAGUUAAUCCAUAUGUUUAAUAAAGAUCUCAUCAACUGCGUUUACCAGGAGCUCUUGACUAAUGACGUGGGCAAGACAUUCCCUGUCGAUUACUUGUGCUUGGAGCUUUUGCGUCAAAUGUUCACUGAAAUACCUGCGCGCUGGGAAUUCUACAUGGACGUGCUUAAAUACUUCUGUCGGCGGGCAGCAGAGAACCACCUGAAGUUGUUCUUGAAAUUGCCACGCACACCACAUGAAGAUCGCGUGGAGGAGAACUGGCACUCUGUUGGCCCCAGGACCAUGACAAAAGCGGAGAGAAGAACUCUGGACAUCCUCAGCAAAACAGUGACUGAUAUGAUAAUGAAUAUCGUGGAUCAAGCCACUGAAAAUCCUCUGCGGGCUGCUGAGAUAGUCAGGCAAGGGAAGAAAUCAGGUGCACAAUCUACUGAAGAGUCAGAAUUUUGGGGAAGUAAAACUCCAAACCCUGACAUAGUGCCUGAGAAUGAGGUGCUUGGACCAAGUUCUGGAAUAAAAGUGGAGGACCUUCAUUCAGAGGAGGAACUGGAGCUUGAGGAUGUCGUUUCUAAAUGCUUUGAGGAGCUGUAUGAGCUGAAAAGAUUGAAAAGUGAAACUCCAAAGCCUUACAUAAUCCCUGAGAAUGAGCUGUUCACACCAAGACCUGGAAUAAAGAAAAAUACUUUCCAUUCAGAACAGAAGAUGGAGCUUGAGGAUAUACUUGAUGAAGCUCCAUUUGAAAGAAGCAGCCAGUCAGGAACAGAAGAAGAAGAAAUAACUGAAGCCUCUCAAGGUUUAACUUAUUUGCCAUAUCAUCUUGUAGAAAGUGUUGUUAAUGGGCUGCUUGCAAAAUUUGAGGUUGCUGACAUUUUUGCUAUUUAUCUUUCUGAUGCUCUUGUCUCCAAUCUGGUAAAGGGACUAGCAGACCUGGCAGGAAUUAAUGUUGCUACCUGCAGUCUUAGAAAUAAGUGCAUUCCUGAUGAGAAUCAUAUUGUUUUACAAAUUGUAAAUGAAGCUCAUGGUAUCCUGGCACAUAAGAACUACUUGAAGUCAGUAUGGCAUGAAAAUGAAAUAGCUGUAAGCUAUCUGACAGCUGUCCUAUCUGCAGUUAUCCUCGACUACACACUGGUGCGUCCUAAGGCACGAAAUAAUGGCUUGACCAGCGAAAGCUUAACCUUAUGGAGAUGGAAGGCUGGGUCCUACACACCUAGAAUUAGUAAUCAGUUUUCUGUUGAGAAAGCGCUGAUGCAGGAUGACACCGAUUCAUCUCUUUGCGACGCCGCUCAAGCUAGCGCCAAUGAAAUGAGCUUCAAGGAUUGUGACCAAGAAGAAAUAGAUGAAGGCCCGAGACCAGACUGUGAUCAAUCUGCCGGUACAGCUUUUAGAGAGGUCACUUUGAAAGUAAAGAAAGGUAUUCAAGCCUCCCUUUCCAAACUCUUCUUUUUCAAAAGCAAGGCUAGUCAGCGAGUUGGCCCAUGUCCUUGAGGAAGAAAAAAAUAACAUAGAAAAACAGAAUUUUUUUACCUGAGAAACUUCAA